Histoplasma mississippiense is the source of this 5511-nucleotide messenger RNA. RefSeq lists its product as hypothetical. Gene Ontology annotation, cellular component: TRAPPII protein complex. Bases 1 to 5511 code for a protein of 1836 amino acids. The transcript has 8 exons. NCBI's taxonomy places the organism in Eukaryota, Fungi, Ascomycota, Eurotiomycetes, Onygenales, Ajellomycetaceae. The record is from RefSeq and is a predicted model, not a curated record. Gene Ontology annotation, biological process: intra-Golgi vesicle-mediated transport; early endosome to Golgi transport. Gene Ontology annotation, molecular function: protein binding.
AUGAUCCACAAGCUCGUCCCGUCUGAAGGCUCAACCACCGGCGGAAGUGAGGUAACUCUGCUCGGUAGCGGGUUUUAUCCUGGAAUGGAAGUUGUAUUUGGCGAUACGCUGGCGACGACGACAACAUUUUGGGGAGAUAAGUGUUUGAAUUGUCUCACUCCUCCUGCGUUACAACCUGGCACGGUUCCUGUUGUAUUCAAACAUGAGCACCCGACUUUUGGACAGUUCCAAGCAUCUACGCAGCCUAUGAUUCCAAAGCAACCAAUAUUUUUCCGCUAUGUGGAUGAUCGAGAACUCCAAAUGUACCGCGUCGCACUUGGCAUCCUAGGCCAAAAACUGAGAAACCCCGCGGACGCAUUUCAGACCGCUCAGCAAAUCAUGGGCGGAGGAUCUAGUAAUAUGUGGAACUUGCAGGGUAACUUCCAAGGCAAUGGGCAGCAAGGUCAUGGAAAUCAGAAUUCACAGGCAAACAUAAAUGACUUAGAUGCGAAGAUGCUUGUAUAUCUCGAAUUCAUGGAUUUGGAUGACAGUCCCAGAUCACCGCGCUUUAAUCGCCGUUCUCCUUCAGGACAAACCCUUCUUCACUACGCUGCUUCGCUUGGAUUAAUUAGAUUCGUCGCUGGACUUCUUGCCAGGGGUGCGAACCCGAAUAUACAAGACAAUAAUGGCAACUCGCCGCUUCAUCUGGCGGCUUUGAGUGGCCACAUUCACAUUGUCCAUCGCCUACGUUUGGCUGAUGCUAACGUGGCUGCUACUAAUUUGCGUGACUUUACUCCGGCUGAUCUUGCAACCUCAUUAGAAACACAUCAAGCCGUCCUCGUACCUGCUCGACACUAUCGAUCGCGCAGUGUUGGUUCAACUCGGUCGUUGCGCCGCCGCCCAAGUUCUGCAUCACUUGACAUGUCCUGGGAAAUUUGGUCCGGCGAUUCGGAAAAUAUUGAUGUGGAUUCGUCGGAUGAUUCAUCGGAUGGAAGUGAUGAGUCCGAGGCGACAGGCGAAGCUUCUGAUUCUUCUUUCUUCUAUCCUGCAUCCCGACGAACGAGUAUACACCGAGACAGCAACGCUGGCUUCUACUUUUCCCGUCCUCACGAGUCCAGUGCUCAACCUAGUCGUGUACAACCACCAAACGACGGAGAAACUGAGGGUGGAGAUGAGAGAAGAACGAAUAUUCCUCAUGAGCAACAGGAGCAGCUGCGGCAGGCUCAUGCUCGCAAGAUGAAGAGGAUUCGCAGUGACCGGAACCUCUUUUUCAUCUGGAUCCCGCUUCUUAUCGUCGUUGUUAUUGCCAUGCUACAAAACCUCGUACCUGAUAUUUGGCACGGUCUUUCUCGGGGUUAUCAAAUGUUCAAGGCGCGUCAUCGGUCCCAAACUCAAGAAAUCCGUAAAUUUACUUUUACUUUGAAUCGUUUUCCACAGAAGGCGGUCCGGGAAUGGAUCAAGACACAUGGCACACCCCCACAAAGUAGCAGCUCAUCUGCUACACAGGAUAAUCACGAUGCGUUUGAGUGGCUUAUAAUACAUGUCGUUUCUGGCCACACGGAGGUGGCUGACAAAUCUGCGGCGGGGUCAAAAUGGCCCGGCAGAGGUUCUACUACGGUGCUGGAGAAAAUUAAAGCAGAUUUUGGUGGAUCAUCAAAGUCGUCUAUUGACCGUGUCGUACAAUUACGCAUCCCGAAGGCAGAGUCGGAUGAGCGACCUCCAGAGCUAGCCGACCAACUCGAGGACCUAGUUGCGAAAUUGAAAUCUUCGAUCCUCACGUCUUUUGAUCAUCGCGUUAGUCAAUAUGAAGAAGAUAUUCGGCUCAAGGACUCACAAAGAAACCUUCCUGGAUGGAAUUUUUGCACGUUCUUUAUUUUGAAAGAGGGGCUUGCGCGCGGAUUUGAACAUGUUGGUUUAUAUGCAGAUGCGCUGGUUGGAUACGAUGAGCUUGCAGUUGGAUUGGAUGCGGCUCUUCGUGACCAGUCUGUUGCUAAGGGUGACCAACAUGGCGGGACAUUUCUCAGUUGCACCAACGAUGUGAGGGCGAAGGCUGAAAAGGCUCUAGGUUUGGUACCUAGCGAGGCCGAUAAUGAUGUUAGUAAAAAUACCGACGAUUCGUACGAAGAUGAAAGCGAGGGAAGAGAUGGAAAUGAUUAUUCUACCGUCAUUGCCGUGGGCGAAGAUCUCUUUCCUCUUGAUUCACACAAAAAACCGUACCGUGAAAUGAUCCUUGCCAAUAAUAUUUCAGUCUUCGAUUUUCGGGCAUACAUUUUUUCUCGACAGAUGAUGUUGCUAUUAAAAGCUGCUAGAGCUCCUUCAUUACGAGAUCAAACUAACGAAAAAUUAGCCAAAGAAGCUGAGGAUUUAACACUUCUUGCAGAAAUAUGUGAUCGGGCAAGCGAGUUUAUUAGUGUUGGGUCGCGAACCUUGCGACACGAUCUGUAUGUUGGCCUCGACGAGCUAGAACAUGAUCGCGAUGAAUCCAGUGUAACGGAGGUUGUCAACAACAUAGUGUAUUCGUGGACAUAUUCCGCAAUUUCACAGGUACUAAUCCAAACCGCCACGGAUUCCCUCGAUAUCCCAAAGGCUUCCCUUCGAAAUACACGGGAUCUGGUGAAUGCGUCCGUGCUGGCAAAUUUUGUUACGGAGACACGACCAGGCGUCCCGAAGCGGUCGAGCUCACUGACUGCCAAUACUCUGAUUAGCAGUCGACCUACUAGCCUGGACAUCAUGUCUCCGGGACUGUAUAGCGGAGCGCAGCCUAGAGCCCCGCUGGCUUCCUUAAGGUCGAGUGUUUCAGCGCAACUGAGGACCGGGCAAUCUGAGCUUGCAUCUGCCCGUGGUGACUUAUUCCUUUACGCUCGCCGAACCUUGGAAAAUAUUGGACAACGGUGUGGUUGGUCGAAGAAGUGGCGGGACCUGGGAUUACUCUUCGAUGCGCAGAACGAAGCUGCAAAGGGAUUGAAGGACGUACCUCUAGAUGGGGACGGAGAAACACAAGAAUUUACGACUGUGGACCAGGAAGUCACGCCGGUGCUAAGAGGGAUUGAAAAUCCGAAACUGAUAAGCUCUUGCAGGUCAGAAAAACAAUAUAACUUUAUGUAUGAAGGAUUAACCGAUCAGAUAUUUCGCCAUUACGUCGCAGCAAAUAGAACACGAUCUGCUGAGAUGGCAAUGGCCGAUAUUGCAGUCCUGAGAUACCGCGCAGGCGACUAUGGUACCGCAGCCUCGUACUUCCAUCAAAUGGCUCCGUUCUAUGCCAGCUGCCAUUGGGGGGUUCUGGAAGGGGUAAUGCUUGAACUGUACGGACGAUGUCUAAAGCAUCUGGGCCGAAAAGAUGACUACGUCCGGGUCCUUCUUAAGCUACUCGGAAAUUAUGCCGGGGUCGCACAGUCAGGGCAAAAGGCAAGGUCUUUUCGAAGCAAGAGAAUGAGUUCUGCAGCACCAUCAUCGUUUCCCCCCGUUGCCCGCACAUUGGUUUCCAACUACGUCAAUGACCUAUUUGAGACAUCACAGGUCCUUUCCGCCGACUUUUCUGUACCACUCAAUGAAUUUUUCAGUGGCAUACAUAUCAGCUCGACCAUCCAUCAUUUCGAGGAUAAGGAUGGGAUUCUCGUUGAGCUUUCCCUAAGAUUUCUUCUUGGAAAUAGUAUUGAAGUUGAUAGUGUAAAGAUGCGACUUGUUAACUCCACAGGUGUUCAUAGCAGCGAAAUCUGGUUAGAAAAUUUGGAUUUGGUCGUCGUAAAGUCGACUGUAUCGAAAAUCCCCCUCCACGCUUUCGUUUCAGUGCAUGGAAAAUAUAUGGUGGAUUGCAUUGAGGUGCGAAUCAGAAAUAUUACGUUUGUCCAACAAUAUGGAUUACCAUCGUCAUUCCCUGCAGGGUUACAGCAACCUAACGCGGAUGAUUCCGACGACGAAGCUGAGCGCCCAUUUGUUUUCUGUUACCCUCCUGCCAGGGGACUUCAAGCAGAAGUUUCGCCUCCGUAUCGCAUUAACCUGAGUGAGCUACGAACAAUAGAAAUCGGACUAAAAAGUGGUUGGAACGAUAUACUCAAGGGCGCUCUACGAGUAAAACCCGCGACUGCUGGACUCAGGCUCCACAUUGCAGAAGUCAGCAUUGUAGAUGGCGAUUUAAAGUUGGCAGGGAAUGCAGAAUCCGGCCAGAUUGAUUUCACGAGCUUUGGACCAAAUUCAUCCGCCAGAUUGAGUAUUCCGUACACCAUUGAGGACGAUCAAACGACGUUGUCUGCACGUUUGGAGGUGGUUUAUGAGACGGCUGAUUGCCAAUUCUCUUACUUCUCUGCAACAUCGAUAAUCUCGACACUGCCAGUGAGCGUCAAUGUUCAGGACAUAUUCAAAGACGACUCGCUAAUAUCAAGAUUCACGAUCAGCCCGGCCAUGGCCACACCCCUCCGGAUACUUAACUGCAAGAUCCCCAGCUCAGAGGUAUACGAGGUCCAACCCAGUAUUCAUCGUGGGCAAGUCCUUGAUUGUUUCCCUCGACAGUCGGCAUCGGUACUUUACAAAAUUAUUCCCCGCGGAGAGAAAGCACUGGAAGCAGAUGCAUCGAAACGGUCUCUUGCUCUGACGAUUGAUUUUACCUGUCUUGACGAGGAGUGCCUAAGCGUCAUUGAAAAUCGAUUUGUGCAGGAUAUUGGCGCAAGUAAAUUUGCGCAACUAGCUCGGCUCCUAACACCUCAUCUUCUUGAAGCAUUCCGGAGAGAAUGGACUGCGAAUGACAUGGAAAUAAUUAGCCUCAUCAGGGAGAUCGAUAUAUUGUCGUAUGAGCGUGUCCAGUGGGAAACCGUGACCAAUUCAUUGGGCGGGAAGCUCGGAAAGGAAGUUGUCUCGUGGCUCAAGGAAUGGCACACGCAACACACCACCCUAUCACUCCCGAACGACUCCAACAUGACCGCCACCACCACCAGCAGCACCACCAUCCCCAACCGCCAGAUAAUUAUCCCUGUCGACGUCCCCAAUGUCCAAAUCGUUCACACGGCAAACCUCACCAUCCCCAAACCAGACGACCUCAUCCAGGCAACGGUCGGGGAGAUGAUCCCCGCAACGCUAACCAUACGCCAUACCCGCCGCUGGUGCCCCGUACAGGCCCGGGAGCCAGAAGCGAGCCUCGAAUUCUCCUACGAGAUCCUCGUGAACCCGGACGUGUGGCUCGUGGGCGGGCGGCGCCGGGGCAAUUUCACCGCUAAGGAAGGCGAGACGCGGUCCUUCACCGUCAUGCUCCUCCCGCAGCGGCCGGGCCACCUAUUGCUGCCCGGGCUAGACAUUAAGACGUAUGUCACGCAGGCGUUGGCGGCCGAUCCGGAAUUGCCCUCGAGCGUUGUGCAGCGGAGGGCAGUUCCUUGCGAGGUUGAUUAUCUGAAUCAUGCCGAGACAGUGCUUGUGUCGCCGAAUUUGCGGAAGACCACGGUUAAGUUGGACGUUUCUGGUGGUGGAGGUGGUGGUGACGGCAGCGGCGGCGGCGGGGGUUGUUGGCUGGUCGGGUCUGAACGGAGGGUUGGAGUCAUUGGUUGA